AAUUGGACUUAAAUUUUCGACUCAUGGGUUAGCACAGCCGACAAGAUAUGCUAUCGAUUUCAGGUCAUGCCGUUGGAUGAAUAAUGGCUGCGGUUUUGGUAACCGCACCGGCGGCGGAUGUCUCCGCCGUGCAACUCCGCGACAGUCAUCGCCGUCUUCUCCAUGUGUUGACUCAAUCGCGUGGCGUUUCGAUGCCUCAUCUGAAGCAAAUCCAUGGCCAAAUCCUCCGCACUGGUUCGGCGAUUGAGGACUGUACGGAUACGUUCUAUCUGUAUAGUAGAUUAAUCCAUUUUUCGUCGUUGCAAGACGUGCGGUAUGCUGAGAAGAUCUUUAGCCAAAUCGCUAACCCUAAUACGUUUAUGUACAAUAUUUUGAUUAGAGGCUAUGCUCAUAGCAAGGAUCUGAAGAGCAGGGCUUUUCCACUUUUUCGAAAUCUCCUGGAAGAAGAGAAUUUGCUCCCUGAUAAGCAUACAUUCCCGUUUGUGCUGAAAGCUUGUGCUUAUUUAUUUUCUUUGAUUGAAGGGAAGCAAGCACACGCCCAAUUUCUGAAGCGUGGAUUUGGCCCCGAUGUGUACGUGAACAACAGUUUGAUUCAUUUCUACGCCUCGUGCGGGUGCUCUGAGAGUGCUCGGAAAGUGUUCGACAAAAUGCCUGACAGAAGCCUGGUGUCAUGGAAUGCGAUUAUUGAUGCCCUUGUGCAGCUUGGGGAGUUUGAUGAAGCUUUGAAAAGGUUUGUGGAGCUGAUGGAAUCAUCUUCCUUCCAUCCAGACGGGUACACACUGCAAAGUGUGAUCGAUGCUUCUACCGGGAUUGGGGCAUUGUCAAUGGGAAUUUGGGCACAUGCUUUCAUAUUGAAGCGUUGCAUAAUCGAUACUAAUUUUGAUGUUCUUGUGAGCAACUCAUUAAUCGAAAUGUAUUGCAAAUGCGGCGCGUUGAGAAUGGCGGCGCAGGUUUUCGAGGGAAUGAGUAGAAGGGAUGUGAAUUCUUGGAACGCCAUGAUUUUGGGGCUGGCCGGGUACGGAGAGGCAGAGAGGGUAUUCGAACAUUUUAAUCGAAUGAUCGAUGUGGAGAAACUAUUGCCUAAUUCUGUUACAUUUGUCGGCGUCUUGAGCGCUUGCAGUCAUCGUGGCUUGGUUAAUGAUGGCCGUCAAUAUUUUAAUUUAAUGGUGACCGAAUACAACAUUGAGCCAGUUUUGCAGCAUUACGGCUGCCUCAUUGAUCUUCUGGCGCGCAACGGGAGAAUCGACGAAGCUCUUGAUGUUGUAUCAGGAAUGCCCAUGAAGCCGGAUGCCGUCAUUUGGAGAUGUAUUCUGGACGCUAGUUGCAGGAACAGCGUCGGCACCUUGGACUCGAGCGAGGAAAUUGCGAGAAAGAUAAUAUCCGAAGAAGGCGCUAAUAACAGCGGAGUAUACGUCCUUCUUUCGAGAGUAUACGCGUCUGCUGAUAAGUGGGAUGACGUCGGGUUGGUUCGACGGCUGAUGACAGAGAAGGGCGUGGCCAAAGAGCCCGGCUGUAGUUCAGUCGAAAUCAACGGCGUUGUCCAUGAAUUUUUCGCAGGGGACACGACUCAUCCGUGGACAAACGAGAUUUAUCGGUUCUUGGAUGUAAUUGACGAGAAAUUGAAGGUGGAAGGGUAUGCUCCCGACUUCUCGCAGGCACCUUUCGUCGGAGAAGCUGAUGGUAAAGCGCAGUGUUUGCGACUUCACAGCGAGAGGCUCGCCAUUGCCUACGGUUUGUUGAACUCGAAACACGGAGAUACUAUUCGGGUAUUCAAGAAUCUGCGCGUCUGCAAAGAUUGCCACAGUUUUUCGAAGUUAGUCUCUAAAGUUUUCGAUGUGGAGAUCAUAAUGAGAGAUCGCCUCCGGUUCCAUCGUUUCAAGAAUGGGCAGUGUUCAUGUAUGGAUUUCUGGUAAAGAUCGAGUCUUUAUGUUAAGAAAAAUUCAUCUGUUCUUGCAAGAAUUAUUGCACCAAACAGAAGAUCAAAGCAGAGAUUUCCAAAACAAGAAACAUGAACAUAAACCAUACUUUAUUCAAUCACUUGUUCUUCAGUCAUCCUUAGCAGCUUUCAACUUCUUGAGAACUUCUAGGAGGGCUGGUGUUUGAAGCAUGACAUCCUUAACAGAGCUGCUGCAAUAAAGCCUAUCAGCCCAGGAUACAAGGUUAGGAGCCAUGGCUGCAUCAAGCACCUUAAUUCCGAUCAUCGUCUCCGUCACUCCAAUCCAUCCCAAGAAACUGCCAAGAGCUAUGUCCAGAUACCCAACCUCAUCUCCAUUGAAGAAAUCUCUGCCUUUGCUGCACAUUACAAAAGCCUCCUCCAGUAAGACCAGCCCUGAUUGGAUUUUCUCCAUUACUACCCUUUUCUCGUCAUCGUCUUUCGCCUCCUUCACCUCCCGAAACAACGGACUCCACUGCGACAACAUUUUUAGUUCUGAUCAAAGGUAACAACUAACUUGAUCAUAUGUUGUUAGAAUUCAAUUAGUGUACCUUAUCAUCUAUGUAAGCUGCCCAAAAGCGCGCCGCGGACCGGUCGUGUGGAUCGGAGGGGAGGAUGGAGGGGCCAUUAGGCCAAGAUUCGUCGAUGUAUUGAACAAUGAUGAGCGAUUCGCAUAUUGAACGAUCAGCGUGGAUUAGGACAGGGACUUUCUUGUGGAUGGGGUUGUGUUUGGCAAGAAGUUCAGUCUUUUGGUGAGGAUUCAUUUCGACGAGCUCGUACUUGAUGGAUUUGAGCUUCAGAGCCAUCGCGACGCGGUUGACAUACGGGCUCAGCCAUGAGCCUAAGACCUUCACAUCAGUGUCAGCCAUGGCUGAUGUUAGUGGAAGCAAGCAAUCAACCUACUCUAAAAUAGGAUUGUUUUCUAAGGAAAGACUUGAUCUUGUGGGAUAUAUAUAUAUAUGAAGAUAGUGAACUUUGGAAAUGUCGACGAAAUCUUGGCUUGAUUAUGUUAGCUGUAGGACUGGCCGGAAGCCAUUGAUUCCUCCAGCUUCUUAUUUCUUGGAAGUAUUCUAACUGCAGAUCUAAACAAGGCUACAUUUAACACACAACUGUCUUGUCUUGCAUUCGUAGUUAACUCGAAUCAUGUCACGACCUAUUUACGCGCUAAACUGGAUGGUUUUGCGCAAACAUUACGAAAUUUCAUCGCUUUUAUUACAGAUAGUAAUCUGGUUCUGGAAUUGGGAAGAUCACAACAGGU
Molecule: messenger RNA, 3191 nt
Organism: Andrographis paniculata
Lineage: Eukaryota; Viridiplantae; Streptophyta; Magnoliopsida; Lamiales; Acanthaceae
Product: pentatricopeptide repeat-containing protein At1g59720, chloroplastic/mitochondrial
Exons: 1
Coding region: 84-1913 (609 amino acids)
Biological process (GO): RNA modification
Molecular function (GO): protein binding; zinc ion binding; RNA binding
Source: RefSeq, a predicted model, not a curated record